Molecule: messenger RNA, 5025 nt
Organism: Ectocarpus siliculosus
Lineage: Eukaryota; Phaeophyceae; Ectocarpales; Ectocarpaceae
Source: the annotation of a GenBank genome assembly
AUGUGCGAGAAUGACACCAUCACUGAAGGCCGUCGUGGGACGUGCCUGACGGAGCUAACUCGACACAAGUCAAGUGUAUGCGACGCCGGCUUAGACAAUGAGGUUGGAGCGGCCGCCGUUGCUCCUGAUCCCCAAAGAGGAUUGGCGGCGAAAUGCGCCAGGGAAGACUCAUCCGAGAAUACUGCCGCUCACAAACGACUCCUAGCGGAGUCGCUGAUUGUUUUCCACGACAAGAGAUCGAGCAGCCGUCAGCUAGCGACGCAAAUCAUGGUGCGCCUUGUUGGACGGCUCGCCGUGGUUCAAGGCGCGGAUGACAUCAUCGCUGUUGUCGAAAAACUGCAUGUGCCGCAUGCAAGUAGAAGUGGAGUAAAUGCGAUCAUCACCGACCUCGACCCGAAGAUCCCGAAACUGAUGGAAUCUCUUAGGUUGAGAUCCUUACGCCCGGGGCUUGGAAAGCUUCCGAUCGUGUCGGUGAUCGUUGUUGUUGAUCCGGACGACCUAAGACCGGAGUUGCUGGCGAGCGCGAUUGAGAGUGGGGUCGAUGCGGUUAUACGACGCCCGUUGGAACGGUCCUCCUUUACGUCAUGCGUGGGGGAGGUUCUCCGAAAGCAUGCCAGCGUAGAGUUCGUGUACAAGGAUGUCGUCGGCGAGGUGGAGACGUUCAACUAUCCCCGGUUUCUUCUAGAAGGCUUUCAUUUCCUAGGCGUGGGGGAGACCGGCAGCGUCGGCGGCGGUGUGGGAGAAGGCGAUAGCACCUUCAACGAAAUCGCCGGAGAUGCUGUGCGGACGUACACCAAGGAGGCCAGUACCGGGUCGGGGAACGGCAGCGUGACCACGGUAGGAACCGGGGGCUGGGCACAGGAUGGCAUUGUGUCCCCAAACGGAGGGAAUGCGGGCCAAUCAGAGGCGCCGCUACCCACGCCUCUGGAGACCCCUGUGGAGGCAUCGACCACAGCAACCGACGCAACGGGCUUUGGAAGCGCUGCGAGGAAGUCCUCCAGGCAGGCCGCUACCGCGAGGAUGAUGGGGAAGACGAAGGUCCUGACGACUAUGAGAGGCGGUCACGUAAAGAUCACCUCUCCCAGUCUCCGUCCACGCCUGUACCUCUACACUGGGGACAAAGGCUACGUUGGCGGCGGGGGCUCCACUAUGAACGCCAACACCGACUCUCGCGACGGGGGAAAGCGCAGCAGCGCCGGGUGCAGCAAUGGCGGGGUCGGCGGCAGCGGUGGCAUCAACGGUGCAGGAGGCGACAGAGACCGUCAGAACCAAGGCGGAACGGAAGUUGAUCGGCGAGUGGAAAGCGAGAGACAGGCUUGGCAGUCGAAAGGCCGCACAGCUGCAGCAGGGACGUCAUCAUCGUUACGGCCGUCGGUUCCGACCCCUGGGUCAUUCACUACCUCUGCCGGCCACGCCCCCACCGCCGCAGGACACGGGGCGGGAUCAGGCCUACGGGCACAAAGGAACGCGAGAAUUGGCCCCGGCUUCCCUCCAGGCGUCGGCAUCAUCCCCCCCGGCCGUGCUCUUCCGCAAAACCGAACCAGACCACCAAAGACCACGGGAACAGCGGUGGGACCCGCUGCUGAGGGAAGCUGGAGAGCCGCUACCGUUCGCGCGCCCCGCCCGGACGAAGGAAACCCGGUGUCUCAGAAGAAGAUUUUCAACGCCACGGGCACGCAGGGGCGGCGCGCGGCGACCAGAGCGGGUAUGUUCGAUGAAGUUCUCCGCAGGGACCAGACGAACGCCAACCCGACGGAGAUGGCAUCUACCGGGAAUUUGCGCAGCGCCCUCGGGGUUGUCGUGACGGGAGAGGCUGCGGCGAGGCUCGUGAUAGGUCGGAUGAUUCAAAACAGAAAGGCCAGGAUGGCGAAGACGGCGAUGAGCAAUGGUGGGGAGGACGGUAGCCGUGGGGCUGGCGCCUGCGCAUAUGGUCCCAUCAGCAAGAGAGCACCUAGAGGAGGCCUGACAGGCGGCCGUAGCAUGGCGGCAGGUAGAGAUAGAGGAGGAAGGGGUGGCUCAGCCGGAGCCCUCAAACGAAAGCCGGUCAAGGGAGUGUCGACAUCUGCGGGUGGUGUGAGUGGCGGAUUGCUUGGAGAAGGGAUAUUCAAGACCGUGCUUUCGUCCAUGGCCAAGAAACGUCUACGGGAAGGGCUCCAGGAGAUCAAGAGCAACCCUCUGGACUUGCUGCGACGUGGGUUUGUGGAGGUGGAGCCGACCAAGCACGGGAGCACAGCGCUAGGUUGUCACCUUAUCAAAGGGUGGGAAGAGCAGACUAACGGCAACAAGUCUCGGGCGUUGGGGCACUUCCGACGCGCGGUAGCCUCCGAGCCCGAGAACGUGGAAGCUCUUUUUUGCAAGGCGGUCCUGAGUGCGCAGCUGAUGGAGCUGUUCGACGCCUUGAAGGACUUCUCCGCCGCCAUCAGCUUCAAGCUAGAUGAGACCCACCGCGCCGCAUUGCAGCAGCGCGGCGCCUCGAACACAAAGAGACCAUCCAACGGGGUGACAGCCAGCGGCAGCGCUGGGGGGGUGUCCACUCAUGGUCGAGAUGGCGGGGGGGCGGGGACAGCAAAAGGAGGGGGAGCAUCUGGCAAGAGCAAUGUCUCCCUUGCGCAUCUGUACGGUAACCGGGCCCUGGUGCACGUGUGCCUCGGGGACGACGAUAGCGCUCUCGACGACUUGGAUCGCGCGGUGGCCAGAGACACGCGGAAUAUUACAUAUCGGUCAAAUCGGGCGUUGAUCUUGAGGAGGGUGGGCGAUUUCAGGGGAGCUCAGCAGGAUUACAGUAGGAUUAGAGCUUUGCAGAUACUUGAACAAACGGCCGCCGAUCGAAGUGCCACCCAAGAAACAAUCAGCAGGCCGGCAACCCCCGCCGUAAAAGACGGUCCGCACACCGGUAGUAUUGCGCUCAAUGGCAGUCCAACCACCGCUGGUGCUGCUGGUGCUGCUGAAGCUACUGGUGCUCCUGAAGAAAAAGGAGGCGCCACGAGACCUUGGGCUGUGAAGAGCCAUGGCAAGGGUAUCAGCAGUGGAGGGGGCGGCCUCGUACCCGACGGGUCGGCGGCGGUGCAUGCCAGAGCGAGAUCCCUACCGAGCGCUGGUGCUCGAACUACCACCGCCGUUGUCGCGGAGCCAGGGGUGGGUACGGUAGAGAAACCAACAGCUGGUCAUCGUGAGCACGUCCAAAGGUGUGCGUCCUCGCCACUGUUGGAAAGGACAUCCCAUGGAAACGUCGGAGUUGGCGCCGUGAUCCCCACACCCGGCAAGUCCCUUCUCCUAGAGGAAAACAAAACACCGGCGAGCCCAGGACACGGCGGCAGGAGCAUUGAAGAGCAUAAGGGGACAGCCCAGGAUGGCGGGAGUGCGGCGGCCGCGGCCGACGGCCCUGCGACAUCAAGCACACGCACAGGCACCGCGACAAUGACCACCGGUUACAGCCUCCCGAAGGGGCGACAAGGUGCCAGUCUCGUGGAAUUCAAGGCUUCGAUGGGGCUGAGCGCGAAGGGGGAGCUCUUCGACGACCUUUUCUGCCGGCCGUCGUUCUUGGACGAGGCCCUCACCACGGAACCCGGGCGAAGAACGCCGGAACAGGUCGUCCACGUGGUCGAGGCGUUGGCGGCUUGCCCGGCCUUCGACGGGCUGGAAAAGGAAGUGAUGAUAGAGAUCGGAAACGCGGUGGAGUACCGGGUGUUGGACAAGAUGUCGGCGGCGUUUCUGCAGGGGGAGGAGAUCGACGCCAUGGUCGUCAUCUUGUCUGGCCGGGUAGCUGUAAAACUGCGUAGGGCGGAUUUCAGCGUGGUCACCGCCGACGAGCUCGGUCCAGGGGAUACCUUCGGCGAGGCUUGCAUGCUGGACGAGCACCGGAUAACAGCCCAGCGCCGUCGGAACAGCAACUGCAACGAGAACGCCUGCGAGGGCGCACAAGGAUCAGGCGGGGCAGACAAGCCCCCGGGUUCCCCCACGUCUCCUCGAGAAGUGAACGACUCGGAAUCUCCUCGCGUGGUGGUACCGAAAGACAAAGGCACACCGGAGUACCAGCCAGAGGAGCCACUGACGGAGGGGGCAGGCUUGCCGGGACGAGGGGGUACCGGCGGCCGAGCUAGGGUCGGGAGCGGCAGCGGCAGUAGUCCCGGUACAGGGAGGUCGAUGGAGACGUAUCAGACCCUUGAGCCGACCCGCCUCGUGUUGAUCCUGAAGCGAGACUUUUACCGGAUGCCGGGACUGCUGAAGCACUGCGCUCACGCGUUCAAGCGGCGGUUGGACGCGAUCAAGCUGUGCGGAUUGUUCGGAGGGUGGGAGCACGAAGAUCUGAUGAGGCUCACAAGGAUGUCGAGGAUCCACAGGCAUCCCUCCAAGUCCGUGCUCCUCAUGCAGAGAAAGGAGCCUUCGCACCUUCAUAUCGUGCUAUCUGGUGCCUGCACGGUCACCAAGUAUCCGGAUCGACUGUCGGCUGUACAGAGGAAGAUAAACGAGAUAGGGGCAGCACUUUACAGGAUCAAGAGCAAGUACUCGUAUCACCGUGACGUCCGCACUAAAGUGGUUUUGGCCGACCCCAUUCGCGCUAGGUACGCCAAGCGGAGCUUGAGCGAGAGAUACGCCGUUGGAAGCGAACCUUGGCUCUCAUUCGUCGAAAAGACGACACGGAGCGUUGGGAACCUGCAAUAUCCCCAGUUCUUCGGAGAGGUGUGCCUGCUCGUGCCGGACGGAGGAGAGGCCCUCGGGACCGUUUCCGCGGACACAUUGGUGGAAACGGUGUCAAUGAGCAAGUUCGUUCUACAGACGUUCCACGUAACCGACACUUUCUUGCAAGGCGUACGACAAAAGGCCUCUAUUUAUCCGGAAGAUAUCAACCUGGCCAAGGCAAUAGAAGUCGACAAGUGGUGGGAGGUUCGAAGACGCGAGCUCGUUCUCGAGACACUAAUUGGCCCUGCAGCUACUGCAAGCGGUGGUGGGGGCUGGAAGCACAAGAACCAGGCGCUCGUGAGAAAACGGCCGAAACGAUCGAAAAGGCCCUCGACCGCAAAUUGA